Molecule: messenger RNA, 2441 nt
Organism: Arachis duranensis
Lineage: Eukaryota; Viridiplantae; Streptophyta; Magnoliopsida; Fabales; Fabaceae
Product: mitochondrial intermediate peptidase, mitochondrial
Exons: 16
Coding region: 29-2158 (709 amino acids)
Biological process (GO): peptide metabolic process; proteolysis
Molecular function (GO): metalloendopeptidase activity
Source: RefSeq, a predicted model, not a curated record
GCAGCAGCGCGAGGGAGGAAGCAAAGGCAUGACGAUGGUGGGGAAGCUUUUGAGCAGAACGUUGAAUGUGUUCCGUGAGAGGCGAAGAAGCUUCUCUUCGUCGUCGGGUCUGUAUGGGUUCCCUCAAUUGAAGACCCCCAAAGGCUUCCAAUCUUUCGUCGAUGAAGCCAUUGAAAGGUCUGCGGAACUCAUCGCUUACAUUUCCACCGCUCCUCCAGCUGCAGAUAUCAUGCGUGCAAUGGACGAGAUUUCUGACACAGUGUGUUGUGUUGUGGACUCUGCUGAACUGUGUAGGCACACUCAUCCAAACAGGGAUUUUCUUCAAGAGGCCAACAAGGCUUCCUUCAGAAUCAAUGAAUAUCUACAUUAUCUCAAUACAAACCAUGAUCUCUACAAUGCCGUCAAGAAAGCCGAGCAGGAGUGUCAUAUGCUCUCUGAAGAAGCUCAAAGGGGAGUUCGAAACUUGCGUGCUGAUUUUGAAAGGGGUGGAAUUCAUCUUUCCUCUGAAAAAUUACAUCGCGUAAACUCACUAAACAUUGAAAUUUCUCAACUAUCCAGACAGUACAAUGAAAAUAUUGUCAUGGAUCCAGGAAAUGUGGAUAUAUAUCCUUCAUCACGCAUACCCAAAAGUUUGCAUUAUCUUGUUAAGCCUAUCUAUCGGUCAGGUUCUUCAAUAGUUACAGGGUCCAACACUGUCCUUAAAGAGAAAGGAUAUCAAAUUACAACAGACCCACAAACUGUUGCCGCCAUCCUACAGCAGUCAUCAGAUGAUGAGGUAAGGAAAAUGGUAUAUAUACAAGGAAAUUCUGUUCCACAUGCAAAUGUUGAAGUUCUGAGAAGGCUUAUAUCUGCUCGACAUGAACUAGCUCAGAUGAUGGGGUGUAAAUCUUAUGCUGAAUUUGCCGUUAAGCCUAACAUGGCUACGACACCAGAUGUUGUUAGGUCAUUUUUACUUGAGAUGAGCAAGAUGGUGCAGGCAAAGUCUAAAGAGGAGUUUGAGUUACUUACAAAAUUCAAAAGAGAAACGUCCGGUCGAAGUGAUGGAAAUUUGAGGGCAUGGGAUGAGGCAUACUACAUGACUAUGAUGAAGUCCUCUACUUAUAAGUUGGACAAUUCGGUUGUAGCAUCAUAUUUUUCUUUAUCAAACUGUAUUGAGGGUUUGAAGGUGCUGGUGCAGUCAUUGUUUGGUGCAACCUUUCAUAACAUCCCUCUGGAACCUGGUGAAUCAUGGGAUCCCCAAGUGCUAAAACUGUCUCUUCAUCAUCCUGAAGAGGGUGAUUUAGGAUAUCUGUACCUUGAUUUGUACUCGAGAAAAGGAAAGUAUCCUGGUUGUGCUCAUUUUGCAAUUAAAGGGGGUCGCAAGAUUUCUCAAACGGAAUACCAACUUCCAGUUGUAGCUCUUGUUUGCAAUUUUCCAUGUUCACGAAGCCCAUCAGCUGUGAGGCUUAAUCAUUGGGAAGUGGAAACUCUAUUUCAUGAGUUUGGUCAUGCUCUUCAUUCAUUGCUUUCAAGAACGGAUUACCAACAUUUUUCUGGCACCAGAGUGGUCCUUGAUUUUGCAGAAAUACCAUCCAACCUCUUUGAAUACUAUGCAUGGGACUAUCGAGUUCUGAAAAGAUUUGCUAGACACUAUUCAACGGGUGAAGAAAUCCCUCGUAAGCUGGUGGAGUCAAUGAAGGGUGCCAAAGAUAUGUUUGCUACCACUGAUCUGCAGCGUCAGAUAUUCUAUGCCUUGGUUGAUCAGACACUUUUUGGAGAGCAGCCACUCCCUUAUGGAGACACUAGUUCUGUUGUUGCUGAACUGAAAAGACAGCAUACUUGUUGGGAACAUGUGGAAGGAACACACUGGGAGGCCCGAUUUAGUCAUCUCCUUAAUUAUGGUGCAGGGUAUUAUAGCUAUUUGUAUGCCAAAUGUUUUGCUGCUACCAUAUGGAAGAAGUUGUGCCAGGAGGAUCCACUAUCACUAACUACCGGAUUCGCUUUAAGAACGAAAUUCCUACAGCAUGGUGGAGCCAGAGAUCCAGCUUCAUUGUUAAAUGAUCUCGUAGGUGAUGGGAUAUACAGGCAUUGUAAUGGAGGGAUAAUCCCUGAUAUUUCAAGUCUUUGUGAUGAAAUGAAACUGGUUGAAGAAGAUCAGCAGCAGGUUCAUUUGUUAUGAGGCUUUCUUAUAGGUUUGGAGUGUACCUAACUAGCACCCUGAAAGGUUAUCAAGACAAAUGAGGCAGCACCAUCGGGCGACUAAGCUCUGCGCUUCUACUUUUUAGACCAACCUGAGGAGGUUUUUUCUUUAGGGCGUCGAACUGUUCUAUAAAAAGAAAUGGAGCUUGUUUAUGGUCUUUGUUUACAUAUACUCUCUUUGUAUGAAGUUUCAUUCAUUCAUUUGAUUAAGCCUGAAGAAGCUAAAAAGUAUAUUGUCCUCCAGAGUGGGGGAAAAUUGAUUC